Molecule: messenger RNA, 5867 nt
Organism: Cryptomeria japonica (Japanese cedar)
Lineage: Eukaryota; Viridiplantae; Streptophyta; Pinopsida; Cupressales; Cupressaceae
Product: cell division cycle 20.2, cofactor of APC complex-like
Exons: 5
Coding region: 191-1573 (460 amino acids)
Biological process (GO): anaphase-promoting complex-dependent catabolic process; positive regulation of ubiquitin protein ligase activity; positive regulation of anaphase-promoting complex-dependent catabolic process
Cellular component (GO): anaphase-promoting complex
Molecular function (GO): protein binding; anaphase-promoting complex binding; ubiquitin ligase activator activity
Source: RefSeq, a predicted model, not a curated record
GUAUUUGUUGUAAAACAAUUUACAAGUGCUGUUAAACAUCUUCUCUGGCAGAACAUCGGCUUAUUUCAUCUUCUCUGGCAGAAUAUCGGCUCAUUUCUUAGUUGUAGAUCAUUCCUCUGUGGGUAUCUGUAUUUUUCUGUUUUUUGUUUUCCUUUUUUCGUUGUGGAUCUGUUUUGUUUUGCAGGAUAGGAUGGCUAUGGAAUCCCCCAAGAAGGCUUUUAGGAGGACCGAGGAAAGGCAGAGACAUCCCAUGCAAGAAAAUUCUAAUGUAGGAAGUCAUCUGAUCAGGCACAACAGUGAUAGAUUUAUUCCGGAUAGAGCUUCCAUGGAUUUCGAUGUGGCUCGGGUGUCCCUGAAUGAUGAGGAAAAAGAAAACAGUAGUUGUCCUGAUAGCCCUUGUGCCUCUCGAGAAGCUUACAGGAAACAUCUCUCUGCAACAAUGUUUCCCAAAUCGAGGAUUCUUGCUUUUCAAAACAAACCCCCUCCAGCACAAGAAGCCAUUAACAAUAGUACUCUUUACUCGUCUGCUCCUCCUCCUCCUUUUCAGCCCAAGUCCAGAACACAUCGAUACAUUCCGCAGUGCCCGGAGAAGACUCUGGAUGCUCCAGAGAUUGUGGAUGAUUACUACUUGAAUCUCAUGGACUGGGGUGAAAAAAACGUAUUAGCCAUAGCGCUUGGGGAUACCGUGUACCUGUGGGAUGCCUCAACGGGCCUUAUUUCAGAGCUGGUGAGCAUGACUGAGGAGGAGGGCCCUGUAACCAGCGUUAACUGGGCCUGUGAUGGGAGACACAUUGCAGUGGGUCUGAAUAACUGCAACGUGCAGAUAUGGGACACAGAGAGCAAUCGGCAGCUGAGGACAUUGAAAGGGCACACUGGAAGAGUUGGAUCGCUGGCAUGGAACCAGGGCCAACAUUCAAUUCUCACAUCAGGCGGUUUAGAUGCCAAGAUUUUGAACCACGAUGUCCGGGUCCGGGAGCACAUUGUGAAUGCAUACAGAGGGCAUGAACAAGAGGUGUGUGGGUUGAAGUGGUCCGAGUCUGGGCAACAACUAGCCAGCGGAGGAAAUGACAAUCUGCUGCACAUUUGGGACCAGAGGAGGAGCUUGGCCACUCACCGUUUGGAUGCCCACCAAGCUGCAGUAAAGGCAUUGGCCUGGUGCCCAUUCCAGAGCAAUUUGUUAGCAUCUGGAGGAGGAACUGCAGAUAGGUGUAUUAAAAUGUGGAAUACCCACACAGGUUCCUGCCUUAAUUCUGUGGAUACUGGCUCUCAGGUGUGUGCCCUCUUGUGGAGUAAGCACCAGAGAGAACUGCUCAGUUCUCAUGGCUAUAGCCAAAAUCAACUCACUUUGUGGAAGUAUCCUUCAAUGACCAAAAUGACCGAUCUUACUGCGCACACUUCUAGAGUACUCUAUCUAGCACAGAGUCCAGAUGGGUACACAGUGGCUUCUGCAGCAGGAGAUGAAACCCUCAGAUUUUGGCAAGUAUUCGGAGUUCCAGACACUCCAAAGAGUACUAAAACCAGUACAGCUAUUGCGGGGGGAGCUUUUAAAAAGUAUCUUACUCACAUUCGUUGAAGAAAAUAGGAGAUUUAACACAUACUCCAGGUCUCAGAUGGCUUUCUGGAAUGCUCCUAUUUCCCUUCACUUCCAGUCCAUUUCUGGACGUAGUAGACUAAUACUACGUUGAAGGGGUAUCUGAUAAGAUUCACGGUGCCUGGAGAGGGUCUCUUGAUUACUUGAACGGUGAACCUCAUGGAGUGGGGUGCACUUGUACCUGUGGGGAGGGGAGAUACAUUGCAGUUUCUAGAGUACUGGGGUGCACUUGGAAUACAGUGUACCUGUGGGGAGGGGAGAUACAUUGCAGUUAACCAUUGCAGUUGGCCAUUGCAGUUAAGCACAAUGAUUACAGUUGCACAUUUACUUACCCUGUUUUUAGUGAACCUGUGACUUCCAGUCACUUCUUGAAAAGGCUCUGUACAUUUUGGAUCAUACACAGAAGCUUUCUUAAUACUUUAUUUGUUUAUUUAUUUAAUCAAAUGUUUACACUUUUUGGAUCAUACACAGAAGCUUUCUUGAUACCUUUCUAGAGCUUCUUCCUAAAUUCUAUGUACAUCAAUUUUCAUCAUUCUUAAUCACCCUCAACAGUGAGAUGCAAAUUAAUUGUACCCAUUUUCUUCCGGAAGCUUUCCAAGUCUAGCUUUUUUGUUUGCUUAUUGUUGAAAAGCAACAAGCUCCAUGUUUCUCAGAAAAUGAAACGCUCAGUUUUGUCAACUAUUCGGAGCACAGUGGCUUCAGACACUCCAAAGAGUAGAGUACUAGAUCCAGUACAGAAAUUGCAGGGGAAGCUUUUAAAAAGUAUCUUACUCACAUUCGUUGAAGAGAAUGGGAGAUUUAAAACACAUUCUAUCCUCCAGGGUAUCAGGGUAUUUCGUUGAAGAGAAAUUUGUAUUUUUUUUUUUUUUUUUGUUCAUAUUGUUUUCUCUUCUAAGCAUUGACUGUCAAUAUCUUUUGAUGCCUGCCACAAUAUUACAUUCCCUGGUUUAUAAACACCUCCAGUUUAUUUGCAAUUGGUUAGCUCAACAGCAUUCUGCGACUGCUGAUCAGGUUGAUGGAUUGAAUAGCCUGAGUUGUACAUUUCUAGUCAUUCUCAGAAGCUUUCCUGAUAUCUUAAUUUGUUUAUUUAUUUGAUCAAAUGUUUCCACACUCAACCAGAUCCAAUAACCUGAGUACAUUUCUGAUCGCUUUUAGUAAAAACCUGAGUACAUAUUAUCCUCAGUGAUCCAUCAUUCUGCAACUGGUAAUCAGGUUGUUUGUAAAAAUUGAUGGAUGAUAUCACCCUGUUUACUUACCCUGCUUUUAAAUUGUUGUACAUUUCUGAUUAUUCUCAGAAUUUUUUUUCUCAAAUUGAAUAAGAGAGCCUUUAGGAAAAACCUGAGUACAUUAAUUUUAAUCAUCCGGAAUCACUCUCAGCGAUCCAUCAUUCUGCAACUGGUCAUUCUCAGAAUCUUUCGUGAUAUCUUAAUUUGUUUAUUUAUUUGAUCAAAUGUUUCCACACUCAACCAGAUCGAAUAACUUGAGUACAUUUCUGAUCAUUCUCAGAAGCUUUUAGUGAAAAACCCGAGUACAUAUACCCUCAGUGAUCCAUCAUUCUGCAACUGGGUCAUCAGGUUGUUUGUAAAAAUUGAUAUUGCCCUGUUUUUAAUUCCAGUCUAUUAAAAGCAAGAAAACUUCUAGAAAUUUUUUUGUACCUUUAUAAUUUUAACCAUUCAGAAUCACCCUCAGUGAUUCACCCCUCUGCGACUGGUUUCUGUAACUGGUGAUGAGGUUGUUUGUAAAAAUGAAUCUGAGAUUUCCAGUUUAUUGAAACAAGAAACUUCUAGAAAAAACUGUUUGUACAUUUCUGAUCAUUCUCAGAAGCUUUCAUGAUACCUUUAUUUGUUUAUUUAUUUGACCUACAUUAAAAUUUUAAUGAUUCGGAAUCACCCUGGUCCCUCAGUAUUGGAUAAUUCGGAAUCUACCUUUUUUGUUUGUUUAUUGAAGUAGCUACUAAAAAUAACAAGCUUCUGCAGCAGGGGGAAAUCCUCAGAUUUUGGCUAGUAUUGCCGGGGAGUUUUUAAGCUUUUAACAAUAAUACAUUAAGCACAACUCCCAGGGUUUGAGGUGCUAUAAUGCAUCAUAUUUUAUUUUCCUAUUUUAAGCACCUUGUUAUUUAUUUUUGUCCUAUUUUAUUUUCUCUUCUAACAAUCUUCAGUGGAUCGGUCUUUUAAGGCAUUGACUGUCAAUAUCCAGUGAUGUGUCUGUCGCAAUAAUGCAUUCCCUGGCGUAAACAGUAGCAAUUUGUUAGCUCAACGGCAUUCUGCCGCGCUGGUUUGUAAAAAUUAAGGAUGAUAUCAGCCGCCUUUCAACUGACAGAAUUCUCAGACGAUAAUUUCUUCUGUAAGAAUUCUCAGAUGAUAAUUUAAAAAUCUGUUAUUUCUAUUUCUUCUGAAUUUAACUGUGUGGAAUUUAUAUGUUGCAUAUAGAUCGAAGAAGAAAUAACAAACAUAUUUUUAUGGAUUGUGGAAAUUUCAAGUAAUUUUUAUAUUAAAUCAAUGUAAUUAGAAUCUCUAUUAUUCAUCAUCAAGAUAUAUUUUUUUAUAAUUUAGAAAAUAAUAAUAAUUAAUAUUUUAUAUUUACGCAGAAGGAGUCUGUUAUUUGAAUCAACGGUUAAAAGUUGUUUACAGGUACUUGCAAGACGAUAGAAUAAGUCUAUUUAUUUUUGUUUUUCGUAAUCUGUUUUCGAUCAUUUUAAUUACCGAUGUUUGACAUGAUAUCAUUGGUUAAGAGAGUUUCUCAACUUCGUACCAAACAAGACAAACCUCGGCAAUGUUUAUUUUUUGUUGACUGGGGCAAGCGGGCAUUAACUCCAAGCACGUAUGUAUUAUUAGUUAUCCUGCCCAAUGUGCAUUUCAUUUUUUGAUGUAGUCAAUCAUGAGCUAGUAUUUUUAUAUUUUUCCAUGCAUUUCUAUAGUCAAAUGUGAGGCACAAUUUAUCUUAAGUUUUUAAAUAUUAUUUUCCAUUUUUUCUAUUGGUCCUCUCUGCAAUGCAAACAGUCAUUGCAGAAAAUGUAUUUUUGAAUUCUUUUUAUUUAGUUAUUAGGCAACAUUUUCAACCAUCCGAAAAAAUAAUAAUUUUCUUCUUCCAUAAUAUAAAACAAAAAAAUCUUCUGAAAUGUUCUUUCAUUGAAUGCAUUCUAUUGUGGCUAGAGUAGAAAAGACAUGUGUUGGCCUUUUGCCAUAUGCACAUUCAAUGCGUAAUAAAUUGAUUUUUUUGACAAAUGUGUAUAGAUUGAAUAUGUAGUAUUCGUACAUUUAACUUUUUGCAACGGCGGUAAUAAUAUUACUCACAUGCCCUGUCCAUUCAUUCCAUUAUUGAAUGAAGAAGAUUUUUAAAGCUGUGGUUGGCAAUAUUUAUUACCCAUUUCUAGAGUGAUCAUCAUUUCUAUUCUCCCGGGUUUAUUCAAGCUCUCUCAUUUUUCAGUUUUGCAAAAUAUAUUGCAGGUUUCAUGCUCUGAUAACUGCUUUUAAGUUAUUGUGUUUUUGCAAGUUUUUGUGUUGGAUUCAUGUCUCUUCACUUUGCUAAACAAUAUUCCUAUCUUUUGCAAACUUGUUGAAGAGCAUACUUGUUGUUUGAAGUGAUGUUCGUGCAGAAACAGACAGAAAAGAGGUAUGACAUUGUUUCAAUACGGUUGUAAAUUUCAUAUUUGGUUCUCCUGUUCUUGGCCCGUGGAGGCUUCGAAACAACCCUUAGGCUAUUGUUCUUGGCCUGUCUUGAUAGCUUGGCAUGACCCUAUAGUAGCAAAGUCUCUAGACUGAUCGCAUUGUGGAUAGAUUUGCAAAGUCUUGUCUUCUAUGAAAUUUAGUUUUGUCCAUAUGGGAAGAUAAGAUAGAGUGUAUGAAGCUUGUUUAGUUAUCCAUGGAGGAUAGGGAGCUUGAGAUAUGGUUUUAGGCUCGAUCAGCAAUGGGUUUUCUUUUGUUUGGUCUUUCGAAAGAUCUACUCCAAGAUACCCUUUCCAAAUGCUCCAAUGUACUCCCCCAUUGUCUAUAGGCUUCACAAUCUUGUAUGAGGUGAUUGGGAUAAUGUGCUUUCCAUAGAGACUGUAAUAACUAUAUCUUCUUCUCUUUCCACCUACCUUUCUCAUUCUAUGGCCUUGUCAUUAUAGAUUCAUUCCUCUUCCAAAUUAACUGAAAUAAAAGUUUGUAUAUUAGUGAAUUCAUUGCACGGGCUCAUUCCACGUACCACGUUUGUAGGAGUUUUUAUAUUUGAAAAAUUAUAUAGAUUUCAUUUGUAAAUUUGUGCAUGGACUCCCAUUGUGCGCUAACUCCCAUCG